ACAGAAGAAAGACUAGUUGAUGAAAAAUGAACAACGAAUAAAGUUGUUUAUGUUUUUGUUUGCUUGUGUACAUACCUAUGUAAUAAAUCUUGUAAACGUCACACAUCAAGGUUUCGUUUAUAAGUUGAACUUUAUACUUUUUGAUGACUUGAAUACCACGAAAUUUUAGUGCUAUUUUCUUUUAAAUAUAUACAGUAGUGUGAUUGCAAUAAUGUUUCGGAAUAUAACCGUAAACGCCGUGAGGAGAUGGCCGACUGCGCUGCCUCGGGGCAGAGCCGUGGCGUCCCUCGCAUCGCUGCCCGAGACGCACCAGAUGCUGCAGAAGACCUGCCGGGACUUUGCGGAAGCAGAGCUGAAGCCGCUGGCAGCCAAGUUUGACCGGGAACACCUCUAUCCCGAGGAGCAGGUGAGGACGAUGGGCGAGCUGGGGCUGAUGGCCAUGGCGGUGCCCGCGGAGCAGGGGGGAGCCGGGCUGGACUACCUGGCGUACGCUGUCGCCCUGGAGGAGAUCUCCCGGGGCUGCGCCUCCACCGGGGUCAUCAUGAGCGUCAACAACUCGCUGUACCUGGGCCCCCUGCAGGCGUUCGGCACGCCCCGGCAGCAGGAGCGCUUCCUGCGUCCCUUCGUCGCUGGCCGGCGCGUCGGCUGCUUCGCGCUCAGCGAGCCCGAAAAUGGCAGCGAUGCGGGGGCAGCCAGCACCACAGCCAAGCACGGCAGCGACGGCUCUUGGCUUCUGAACGGCACCAAAUCGUGGAUCACCAACGGCUUCGAGUCGGAGGCCGCCAUCGUGUUUGCCACCACGGACAAGAGCAAGAAGCACAAGGGCAUCAGCGCCUUCAUCGUCCCGAAGCCAGCCACAGGCCUGUCUCUGGGCAAGAAGGAAGACAAGCUUGGCAUCCGCGCAUCCUCCACCUGCAACCUCAUCUUGGAGGACUGCAGCAUCCCCGGGGACCACCUGUUGGGCCAGCCCGGCCUCGGCUUCAAGAUUGCCAUGAAGACGCUCGACGCUGGUCGCAUCGGCAUAGCGGCUCAGGCGCUGGGCAUCGGCCGGGCGGCUCUCGACUGUGCCGUGGAGUACGCAGGCAAGCGCGUGGCGUUCGGCAAGCCCAUCAUCAAGCUGCAGGCCAUACAGGGCAAGAUAGCGGAGAUGGCGACGAGGCUGGACGCGGCUCGCCUGCUGACGUGGCGGGCGGCUGUGUUGAAAGAUGGCGGCCAGUCCUUCACCAAGGAAGCGGCCAUGGCGAAGCUGAUGGCGUCCGAGGCGGCCACCUUCAUCGCCCACCAGGCCAUCCAGGUGCUGGGGGGCAUGGGGUACGUGUCGGACAUGCCCGCAGAGCGCCACUACCGCGACGCCCGCAUCACCGAGAUAUACGAGGGCACCUCCGAGAUACAGCGCCUGGUCAUUGCCGCCAACGUGGCCAAGGAGUACGGCCUGGACUGAGCCGUGCUGCCUCCGUGCUUCCGUAUCGGCUACACCUGAAGUUCAGUGUGCCUUGGCAGCCGGUGUUGCCUUCGACAGUGCAAGACGCCAAACGCUAUAGUCGGAGCACUGUGUCACAUCGUCCCAGGACCACCGUUCCUCAGACCCUAGUUCUCAAACCACAUCCCGUGUUCUACCGUCUUGCUGCAGUACAUGGCUGCAACGUCCACUCACAUUUACACUGCGGCUGUAGUCCCUUCCUUGAAAUUUUUUUUUUUAUUCCUCACAAUUUUAUAAUGGAAUUAAAAUACAGGAUUUACUCCCUUGUUUAAACAAUUUCCUCGAGAUUUCUUAGUUUUCCGUGCACUAGUGAACAUUUAUCCAUGUCUCAUCAGUCUUUCCAGCAAGAUAAUAACAUACGUAAUAUAUAAUCAAAGUGAGAACCCUGCACUAGUGCGACAAAUAUUGUGAACAUGCUGUUUUCACUAAACCAUUAAACACACUUCUUAGUUUUUCAAUGCACCAGUCUAAAAAUUAUUCAAAAACAAAAUUUUGACACAUUUCAGUAAGUUUCGGCCUGCAGCACAUUACUAAACCUUUCUAACUUUGAAGUCUUUAGUGGGCGUGAAAUUUUAUUGCACUGUCAUGGAUGUGUUGAACGUGAUUUGCUAGUAAAUCUUCAUGUUGUAUCAUGUUUUUUUUGUGACUCUAGCAAUAUAUAUCCGUAAUGGGCUUGAGUCUGAAAGAAGCAUAUAUUUGCCAGUGAAACUGGCCCAAGUGAAUGUGCAUAAUACAAUACGUAGUGUAAAUUCAGUGUUAAAAUGCCAGAAUUGUCAAUUUUUAAGUCUGAUUUUAUAUUGUUUUUGAUGUUCAACAUAUUUUUAUAUUAAUUUUAUUUAGGAAAUAUUUCUGAAUUAUAAAAUGUAUCUAUUUUGAAAAAAAUCACGGUGUCUUUCAUUCUAAAAUAUUUAUGCACCAUUUUCCAAUAAACUUUUU
This is a messenger RNA of Bacillus rossius redtenbacheri, 2416 nucleotides long. It is a transcript of the gene Arc42, whose product is annotated as short-chain specific acyl-CoA dehydrogenase, mitochondrial. The transcript is spliced from 8 exons. Gene Ontology annotation, biological process: butyrate catabolic process; fatty acid beta-oxidation using acyl-CoA dehydrogenase. Bases 212 to 1441 code for a protein of 409 amino acids. The record is from RefSeq and is a predicted model, not a curated record. Gene Ontology annotation, molecular function: flavin adenine dinucleotide binding. Lineage: Eukaryota; Metazoa; Arthropoda; Insecta; Phasmatodea; Bacillidae. Gene Ontology annotation, cellular component: mitochondrion.